Bursaphelenchus xylophilus (pine wood nematode) is the source of this 372-nucleotide messenger RNA. The record is from the annotation of a GenBank genome assembly. NCBI's taxonomy places the organism in Eukaryota, Metazoa, Nematoda, Chromadorea, Rhabditida, Aphelenchoididae.
AUGCAGUCUCUGGUCUCAAGCUUUGUUGUGUUGAUGACUAUCACAGUGACGGUAAUGACAUCCAAAUCAGACGCCCUUCCUUUCCCCCCUCACACUUCUUUGGUCAUCCAAGACACCCAACUGAUCAGGCAAUUCCUUGAUCGUUAUCAGCCUGCAGUUCUUUUUCAUCCAAUGGUCCGACGGUAUGACGUACAGGUAUAUCCAUGUUAUCAUAGCUUGUAACCAGUUUUUUUUCUCUAGCAAGAAGACAUGGACGACGGAGAAGAACGCCUGGCCCUUCGGCCUAUGGCUAAGCGCAACAACGCUGAGGUCGUCAACCACAUUCUAAAGAACUUCGGGACCUUGGAUCGGCUUGGUGAUGUGGGGAAGUAA